This is a messenger RNA of Phytomonas sp. Hart1, 952 nucleotides long. NCBI's taxonomy places the organism in Eukaryota, Euglenozoa, Kinetoplastea, Trypanosomatida, Trypanosomatidae. The record is from the annotation of a GenBank genome assembly.
UAAGCUAUUUUUAACUAUACAAUUAUAAGAAAUGCCAGUUUUUAUUUCGAACAGCGCGUUUUGUAAAUUGAGGGUUGUGUAAGCAACCACUAUUUCUUAAGUGCUAGAUAUCGUUCAUCGCAACACAAUUCUCUAAAUAGAACGGAUGACAGCUGAUCAAACCAUAUUAUCACCAAUGCUUUAGCAUUCAAAGUGCGGCUAUUGAAAAUCAUUGUACAUAAUUUCUUUACAUAGCAAGCUGAUAUUAUUGUGAAUAGUGGCCAUGGGUUUUGCAAGAAGUUAGAUAUGCAAUUUUUUUUUCGGUAAAGUUCUUUUUUCUUUAGCGAAUAACCAUAAGAGAAACGAAUAUGAAUGCUUCAUAAUACAACGAUCUAUUAUCUCAUAAAUGCUAUAAUAACUAACAGAAAACAUCCACUUUGUGUCAAGUUUUUGCAAAUAACUUUGGUAACAAAUUGUGGUGGUAGUUUGUUUUCCCAACCCAUGCAAUGCAUUCUACACUUCCAAUUACUACAUUCGAUCUUAAUGAAGUGAGACUACACCAUGAGCACACAUCCUGCGUUUCAGCUGUGUUUUUUCAUCCAAAUAACACUUAUUCCCUUUAAACAUUAUAUCAUCCAAAUUGCUGCAUUUGCUAUAAAUAAGGCACCAUUGUCUUCCUUUGUUGGGAUCAAGACUGAAUUUAAUUCUAACUCCCAUAAGCAUGGAAUCAUUUUCAAUACUAAUACAAAAAGUCCGAUAGCCUUUGUGUAUAAUUUGAUUUUUGUCAAUUCGUCAAGAAAAAUACAAAGUACAAUAUAAAUAAUAUUUCAUGACGUUUUACCAAGCUAUCGUGUAAUUUUUUUUAGACAUAAGAAAUAAUCAUACUGUAAAAAAAGGUGUGUUAAAAUAUUUCCAUCUAUGCAAUUUUUUCCAUAAGUUGUUUUACUCCAGAUCCUGAGAUUCUUUAUCUAAA